AUUGCGGAGUAGAUGGGAAUGCAGACUAGCACAACCCAACCACAGAGAAGCUAAAACUUCCUGGAUUCCUAGAGCCCAGAAUGGCUGCUACCCUGCCUCCUAGAGUUCCAGAGGAACAGAAAAAACUUCUCACAGUAAAGAAUGAAGAAGGCCAUGUCUGGGAGCAGGAAUCUCACUUGCAAGGGAAUAAUAUUUAUAGCCAAGAACUCUUUCGUCAGCGCUUUAGGCAGUUCUGUUACAAGGAAACACCUGGUCCCCGUGAAGCUUUGGGCCGUCUCUGGGUGCUCUGCUGUGAGUGGCUAAAACCAGAAAUGCACACAAAAGAACAGAUCUUAGAUCUGCUGGUACUUGAGCAGUUCUUAACCAUCUUACCUGACGAUCUCCAAACUUGGGUUCGGAAACAUGAGCCAAAGAGUGGGGAGGAGGCUGUGAUUGUAUUGGAAGAUUUGGAGAAAGAGCUUGACGAACCAAGACAACAGGUUCCAGCCAGUUCCUAUGGACGAGCAUUGUUGGAGGAGUUGGUGCCUAUGGGUUCAGCAAAGGUGUCACCUAAUAUACAGUUACAGCCCAUGGAAACUCAGGUCAAAUGUGAAUCUCAGGAUCCCCAACCCUUACAGAAGAGUGCUCUGCUUCUUCCUCAUAUUCCUAUACUUCCACAAAAGGGGGUUCCUAGUGACCAAAAGAUGGCAGCUUCACUUCUCACAUGCAAUACAACUGGAUUCCAGAAACUAAUGACAUUUGAGGAUAUGGCCAUGUCACUUGCAUUAGAGAAAUGGGGACAACUCGACCCUGUUCAGAAGAGCCUCUGUAGGGACAAAGGGCAGGACAAUUAUGGGAACAUGGUUUCCCUGGAUGGUGUGACCACAAUGGAGAGUGGAGAGUCAGCUCAAAACCAGGAUAUUAAAACAGAUAUGGAAUCUAAAGGGGAGUUACCUAAUAGGCUCAAUGGGCAUAUUCCUCAGGGUCUUGAGCUUGGAGAAGUCUGUGAACAUGAGGGCAAAUUAGAAGGGCAUCAAGGAAAUGCUGAAAUUGAGAAACGACAUAAAUGUGAUGAAUGUGGGAAAAGCUUCACUCAGAACUCAAGCCUUAUUAGACAUAAGCGAAUUCAUACUGGAGAAAGACCCUAUUCAUGUAACGAAUGUGGAAAAACCUUCAUUCAGAGCUCACAACUUAUUGACCAUCAGAGAAUACAUAGCAAACUAAAACCCUAUCAAUGUAAUGAUUGUGGGAAAGCUUUCUAUUACAGUUCACACCUUAUUCAGCAUCAGAGGACCCACACUGGAGAGAAACCUUUCCAAUGCAAUGAUUGUGGGAAAGCCUUCCAUUAUAGUUCAGGCCUUAUUAGACAUCAAAGAACGCAUACUGGAGAGAAACCUUACCAGUGUAAUGAUUGUGGGAAAGCUUUCUGUCUCAGCUCACAUCUUAUUCAACAUCAAAGGAUUCACACUGGAGAGAAACCUUACCAGUGUAUUGAGUGUGGGAAAAGUUUCAGUCAGAGCUCUGGCCUCUUUCAUCAUCAGAGAAUCCACAGUGGAGAAAAACCUUAUGAAUGUCAUGAAUGUGGGAAAUCCUUUAGUCAUAGUUCUGCACUUGUUGGACAUCAGAGAAUACAUAGUGGGGAGAGACCCUAUGAAUGUGAUAUUUGUGGGAAAGCCUUCAGUUACAGCUCACACCUUAUAGGACAUAGGAGAAUCCACACUGGGGAAAAACCUUAUGAAUGUGAUGAGUGUGGGAAAGCCUUUAGGCGGAGUUCACACCUCAUUGUACAUCAGAGAAUCCACACUGAGGAGAAGCCACAUUAUCCAUUGACAUAAAAAUUUUAAUAAUUUAUUCCACAUGAAACUGCAGAGAAGUCCUACUGACAAAGCUACAGUUACUCUUAGUACCUCAUCAAGCAUCAGAAAAUCAUGUUGGUGACUGGGUAGACAAAUGCCUUAGAGUAGGCUAACAAAAAUUAUCUUAAUACCUCAGUAUUAGGAAAGUCAACUGAGAAACUGGGGUUUCAGAAUGACUUAUUCAAAUCUAUCAAACUCAAAAUCUCUUUGGAAAGAUCUGUUUCUCUGUAGCCCAGAGCACCUAAGAACAUAUACUAAGUAAAUGAAUGGUUAUGGCUUAGAGGUGGUAGGGAUACUUCUACUGCUUUCUUUUUCCUUGCCUUUUUUUCUUAUAGAGUUGACAUUUUACCCCUAAUAAUUUGAUCUAAGAUGUGAAUUUAGAAAUAAUAUCUAUCUUCUAUGAAAGGUAUGUAUCUUUGUUCAGUUCUCUAAAGUAUGACUGCUUCUCAGUUAAUUGCACUAAUGACUAA
This is a messenger RNA of Vombatus ursinus (common wombat), 2305 nucleotides long. Its product is annotated as zinc finger protein with KRAB and SCAN domains 8-like. Lineage: Eukaryota; Metazoa; Chordata; Mammalia; Diprotodontia; Vombatidae. Gene Ontology annotation, molecular function: RNA polymerase II cis-regulatory region sequence-specific DNA binding; DNA-binding transcription factor activity, RNA polymerase II-specific. Gene Ontology annotation, cellular component: nucleus. Gene Ontology annotation, biological process: central nervous system development; regulation of transcription by RNA polymerase II. The transcript is spliced from 6 exons. The coding region runs from base 81 to 1814 and encodes 577 amino acids. The record is from RefSeq and is a predicted model, not a curated record.